Molecule: messenger RNA, 471 nt
Organism: Magnolia sinica
Lineage: Eukaryota; Viridiplantae; Streptophyta; Magnoliopsida; Magnoliales; Magnoliaceae
Product: DNA-directed RNA polymerase subunit 10-like protein
Exons: 1
Coding region: 77-292 (71 amino acids)
Biological process (GO): transcription by RNA polymerase II; tRNA transcription by RNA polymerase III; transcription by RNA polymerase I
Cellular component (GO): RNA polymerase III complex; RNA polymerase II, core complex; RNA polymerase I complex
Molecular function (GO): DNA binding; zinc ion binding; DNA-directed RNA polymerase activity
Source: RefSeq, a predicted model, not a curated record
AAGGCAUCCCAGUCCGAGCAAAUGAGAGAGAGAGAGAGAGAGAGAGAGAGAGAGAGAGAGAGAGAGAGAGGAUAGGAUGAUCAUCCCCGUUCGUUGCUUCACAUGUGGAAAGGUGAUUGGUAACAAAUGGGACACUUACCUUGACCUUCUCCAAGCCGGUUACACUGAAGGAGAUGCUCAUGAUGCGUUGGGCUUGGUCCACUAUUGUUACAGAUGGAUGCUCAUGACCCACGUCGACCUCAUUGAGAAGCUCCUCAAUUACAACACUCAUGAGAAAAGUGAACCCAAUUGAAAUGGAUGGUGGUGUGCUUAUUGAAAGUUUUUGGAAGCUUAUGAGGUUUGUGUGGUCUUGGUGGCCCAGUGUGUAUGCAAGUUCUAGAAGUGAGAUUUUGGUUGUAUCGAUGGUCAAAACAGGGACCUUUGUGUUUGGCCAUUGAUUAAGUUUAUCAGUGCAGAAGAACUUGGAACUUA